AUGCCGAUCGCAGAGAAGAAGAAGCAAUAUGAGCUGGUAGUACAAGACGAUGUUCUUGUACUUUUACAUCCUAUACAUCCACUUAAACUUCAGAUCUCUCGUACAUCAUCCGUUGAUUCGUCACUGGGACUAAAUGUCGAACAUCUCAAGACUUUUCAGCAUGUCCAUGGUCGCCGUAUGGUUUUUGAUGCAAUUUAUGGUGUAUAUUGGCUACUACGGGGACCGUAUUUAGCUGUCGUAACCCAAUCAAAAGUAGUGGCUCGAGGUGUGAAUGAUGUGGAGAUUCGUGUCGUUCAGAAACUCGAAUUAUUGCUCAUCCCGACACAGGAUCUACCAAUUUUAACAUCUCAACAAGAAAUGGAUGAAUGUACGUACAUCAAGAUGCUUACAAAAGAUAUUGCAAUACAACAAUUGCAUUUUUGUACUGAUUUUGAUCUCACUCAUACAUUACAACGAAUUGCAACAUUUAAUGGCAAAAGUGGCAACAUUGCUGAACGUGCCGAUGAUCGUUUUUUUUGGAACAAAGCCGUAUGUUCCAUCUUUCUUGAUCAAAAAUUGUACGAAUGGAUUACACCAAUGGUACAAGCAUAUAUCGAAAUGAGUGAAGUACUUCAAGUUCAAAGUCAUUCAUUUCGUCUUUUGUAUAUCUCUCGACGAUCUUGUAAACGACAAGGAAUGCGAUUUACAAUGCGUGGAAUUGAUCAAGAUGGAAAUGUUGCAAAUUUUGUUGAAAGUGAACAAAUUUUUUUGUUUGCUGAUGGUCGACAAACGUCUUUUGUUCAACUUCGUGGUUCAAUUCCAAUAUUUUGGACUUCUCCUGUUACAAUGAAAUAUGCCCCCAAAGUAUAUCAAUGUGAUGAGUUUGAACAAAAUGUCAUAGCAUUUCAAAAACAUGCUGAUGAAUUAAUGAAAUUCUAUGGUCGUGUUUUGUUUGUGAAUCUUAUUGAAAAGAAAAAAGAACAAUUAAAACUUGGUGAAACGAUGGCAAAAGUUUUAGCAGAAACAGCUUCACGAGAUUCACAUUUACUUGCAAGUGUGCGUCUUGUAUGGUUUGAUUUUCAUUAUGAAUGUCGUCAAAUGAAAUGGAAGAAUUUGGAAAAAUUAAUUAAAAAAGUUGAUGAUGAUUUUCUUGAUCAUGGAUAUUUCUGUAUGAAUGGCAAUGGAGAUAUUGUAAGUAAACAAUCAGGUGUUGUACGUACAAAUUGUAUGGACAAUCUUGAUCGUACAAAUGUCGUGCAGUCACUUUUUGGACGACGGAAUAUAUUACUGCAAUUGAAUGAAUUGGAAGCUUUACAAGGAAAUGUUUUAAUUUCUCCAUUUCACGAGUUUGAAUGUACAUUUAAACGUAUUUGGGGCAAUAAUGGAGAUGCAAUUAGCCGUUUAUAUGCUGGUACGGGAGCAUUGAAAACGGACUUUACACGCACAGGGAUACGUACGAAGAAAGGUGCAUUCUUGGAUGGAUACAAUUCUUGUGUUCGAUAUAUUCGCAAUAACUUUUUUGAUGGAUAUCGACAAGAUGUUUUGGAUCUACUACUCGGACGUUAUACAGUCUCACGUAGUAAACCUUCACCAUUUCAAAUUCAACAUGAAACAAUCGAGUCAAUGGGUUUAAAAGUAUCCGGAAUGAUUUUCAUUUUCUAUCUUGUUGAAACAAGUCGAAAUGGUGCUUCAAACUCGAGUUUUGAUCGUUUGUUUCGAUCAAUUUUACUUACAUUGGUCUUAUGUUGUUGUGGAUUCAUUUUUCUUUUGAAAAAAGGAAAUGCAGUUGGUAAGAAAUUGGUGCGACAUCCAACAUUUUGUCCUCAAGAUGGAUGUAUGACUACAUGGAAACGUUAA
Plasmopara halstedii is the source of this 1836-nucleotide messenger RNA. RefSeq names its product phosphatidylinositide phosphatase sac1. Gene Ontology annotation, biological process: phosphatidylinositol dephosphorylation. NCBI's taxonomy places the organism in Eukaryota, Oomycota, Peronosporomycetes, Peronosporales, Peronosporaceae. Gene Ontology annotation, cellular component: endoplasmic reticulum. The coding region runs from base 1 to 1836 and encodes 611 amino acids. The transcript is spliced from 5 exons. The record is from RefSeq and is a predicted model, not a curated record. Gene Ontology annotation, molecular function: phosphatidylinositol-4-phosphate phosphatase activity.